AUGUCUGAGAGGCUAAUAGGGGAAUCCAUUCUUGUGAACGUCCCUGAGGAUAAUGAAAAUGUUUGGUUCUGUCCGGAAUAAAUCGUUAAACUUCUCGAAAAAAUUUUAUGAGACUACAAACCACUAUUGCACUGGUAGCAGUAUGAUAAAGCUCACUAUUAUUUGCCAAAUCAAAAUUUUUGCCCUUCUGUUUUUUUAUGUGACUUGGCAUCAAAAUAGGCACGCAUAGCAUAGUAAUGCCAAAUGGCACUUAUGCUAGGAGUGUUCGUUUUGUAAAGAGACUUUCAAAUAGUUGUAUCCUCUGGAUGUGAUCGUCACCAAAACCAUUCCUUUCUAAAGCUGAUAUUCAAAGACGCUUCAGGGAGCAUUGUUUUGGCUCCAGAACAAAGAGAAUAACUAUACCCAAAUGACAAGGCCGGGUACAAAUUGUGGGUGGCAAGUUUGGUGGAAAGAAACAAUCAGUCUGUGAAUUUCAUUUAAGAACGCCUUCCUUAAGUAUUUAGGGGUGGAGAACAUUUUAUUUGAAGCGAAUUUCUUGAGUUGGUAACAUAAAUUAGACUGUUUUGAUAGGAUUGCAAUGUCACACGUUUACAAUGACUAAGCAUGAGACUGGCUUAAGUUCAAAGUGACACAUCCAGUUGUCAUAAGACAGUCAUGGCACUACCAAGCAUCUGGCUUUUAUAGAGAUAAUACGUGGAAAACAAGCGACCAAACAGCCUAACCUGAUCUGUUGCAAGCAGAGUUAGAGAGCAGUAGUUAUUCGUCAGUAGUCAGUCUAUUUGAUUUUAUAAUGGAAGCAGAAAAGAAUUCUCUAAAAGUUGCACAGAGAUCAUUCAAUCGCCAAUGCCAUCAUCGAGUGGAGCUACAAUGUUGGUCAACAUGGACAAAGCUGCGGAAGCUGCCUCUACAAAUGCCCCUUAGCCAGUAAAAGGAAAAAAGAAGGCCAGCAAGAGGAAAAAUACUCCAGCACCAGAAGGCCCAGAGCUUCUCUCGCCUGGGAAAUUUCCCAAGCCCAACAGCAUGGCCGAGGGAAUUCAGGCUAA
Molecule: messenger RNA, 1043 nt
Organism: Porites evermanni
Lineage: Eukaryota; Metazoa; Cnidaria; Anthozoa; Scleractinia; Poritidae
Source: the annotation of a GenBank genome assembly